Messenger RNA from Caenorhabditis remanei, 693 nucleotides. RefSeq lists its product as uncharacterized. The transcript is spliced from 5 exons. Gene Ontology annotation, cellular component: cytosol. Gene Ontology annotation, molecular function: frizzled binding. Gene Ontology annotation, biological process: canonical Wnt signaling pathway. NCBI's taxonomy places the organism in Eukaryota, Metazoa, Nematoda, Chromadorea, Rhabditida, Rhabditidae. The record is from RefSeq and is a predicted model, not a curated record. Bases 1 to 693 code for a protein of 230 amino acids.
AUGGCAGAGUCUCCACCUCGGGUGGACUCGUCAUUAGAUGCUCCAGACGUCGGGAAUCCGACGUCAUUGAUGGAGAGACUUCGGUUGAGAGACCAAGGAGAGGAAGGAGGAAAAGAUGAUGACUUUGAUAAUAAGUCAGUUUCAUCAGCUCAAUACUCUCAAGCAUCGGAGGCAACGACAGCUGUCAAACAGCAACCAUUUCUGCACACGAUGACCAAAGUAUACUGCCACAUUGACGACGAAACCGAUCCGUACAUGUUAGAGGUUCAUGUACCACCCGAUCUCAUUACUUUGGGAGAUUUAAAACGUGUUUUAAUGCGAACGAACUUUAAAUAUUAUAGAAAAGCAUUGGAUCCCGAUUCUGGAUAUGAGGUAAAAGCUGAAAUUCGUGAUGAUUCCCAACGGCUAUCCCCUUCUUCAAAUAAUCUUUUCGAAUUGUUUCUUCUGACAAUCGAAGGAUCAACUCAUUCCGAUGGAAGUAGUGGAAAAAUGAGAAAGUAUCCAUCAGUACCUGGUCCAGCACCAUCAAAUCGAAGUGGACCGCCAAUGAACUAUCAACAUGCUGCAUAUCAGUUUGAUAACUCAAUGAUGAGCACGGAUUCUGAGUCGAUGAUCUCGGCUGCAAUACCCGGAUAUUUGAAGAGUGCUGCUUAUAAUAGACGGUUUCCGCAGCAUUAUCUAGGUCAGUUUUAA